AUGUCCGUGUGGAAUCCCGAUAAUAUCCGCGACGUGGCCGAGUCUGUCGGCAUCGUCAACCUCAACAAUGAUGUAACCGAGAACCUCGCCCGCGACGUGGAAUAUCGUAUCGCUCAGGUGCUUGAAGAAGCCCUCAAGUUCAUGCGCCACAGCCGGCGCACUCUCCUCACUACACAGGACAUAGCGCAGGCUCUGCGUGUGCUCGACGUGGAGCCGCUAUAUGGAUAUGAGUCUACAAGGCCGCUGCGGUUCGGGGAGGCGUCGUUGGGACCAGGGCAGCCGUUAUUCUACGUGGAGGAUGAGGAGGUGGAUUUUGAGAAGUUGAUCAAUGCACCGUUGCCGAAGGUUCCCAGGGAGAUCUCUUUUACUGCACACUGGCUGGCCGUUGAAGGUGUACAGCCGUCGAUCCCUCAGAAUCCUACCUCAGCGGACUCGAGAAACCUUGAAUUAAUGUCCAAGGGCCCUAAUGCAAACUCUACAUUGGCAGCAAUGAGUGGUAGUGGGAAUGUUGCCGUGAAGCCUCUGGUCAAGCAUGUGCUAUCCAAGGAACUACAAUUAUACUUCGAAAAGGUCUGCAACGCCUUCCUGGACGAGUCUAGCGAGGAGUACAGAACGUCGGCCUAUUCGAGCUUGAGGGAAGACCCAGGCCUCCACCAGCUAGUGCCGUACUUUGUACAAUUUAUCUCUGAAAAGGUCACGCAUGGCCUGAAAGACAUCUUCGUCCUGGCCCAGGUGAUGCGCAUGGCGGAGGCUCUGGUGCAGAACAAAUCACUCUACGUAGAUCCUUAUGUUGCAUCUCUUGUUCCUCCUAUCCUGACCGGUCUGAUUGGUCGACAGCUUGGAGGCAAUGCAGACCUGUCCGAACAGUUCGCGCUCCGUGAGCUGGCCGCAUCUCUUCUGGGCCUCAUUGCCAAAAAAUACUCACACUCCUCACACACGCUCAAGCCACGGUUAGCUCGGUCGUGCCUGAAAACAUUCCUGGACCCGUCGAAGCCGUUCGGGGCGCACUACGGAGCCAUUAUUGGUCUCCAGGCUGUUGGGGGAGCGGAGGCCGUGCGGGUCCUGAUCCUGCCUAACUUACCGACCUACGGAGCGCUACUGAAAGACGGUAUGGCGGAAGAGAAUCCGCGACGGCCCGAAGCAGAGAAAGUGCUCGCCGUCUUAUUUGGGGUCCUCGGCACUUUGCGUGAGGGACGGACGGCACUUGCCAAUGGGCACAAUGGCGUCGUUACAGAGGAUUUACGCGAGCGCCUGAAUGGUAAAGUGGGAGAAUUUCUCGCAGCCAAGAUCAGCGAAGCGGGGGAGGUUGAUAUGGUGCAUGCGAUCCUAGAAGUGCAGAUAUCCUCGUCUGCUAGACCCGAUACUUUUACCGGUAUCGGUAUCUUCCAGUACGAGGGACCCGAGAAGCUGCUAGAGGUCUGGUUUGCCCCAUCCGCCAAUGAAUUGGGCUCGUCUCAACCAACCGGACUAAAGGCAGUGCCGGAGGAGGUCUGGAAGGACAUGCUGGAUCUCGUCAAUUGCCAGGUGCUUUCCAUUGUCUCGUCCGAGGACGUCGAUGCCUACCUUCUGUCAGAGUCUAGCAUGUUCGUCUGGCCUCACAAGCUCAUCCUGAAGACAUGUGGCACCACCACUUUGCUCUCUGGGCUGCCCCGCAUUCUCGAGAUUGCUGCUCUGUUCGCCGGUUUCCCCAAGUCCGCGGCUCCUUCCGGUGGGGUUGGUAUUGCAGCUGCCCCGUACCGUGUGUUCUACAGUCGCAAGAACUUCCUGUUCCCUGACCGCCAGCGUGGCCCCCACCGCAGUUGGCGGGACGAAGUGCGAACUAUGGACAGGCUCUUCUUGAAUGGCAGCGCCUACAUGAUUGGCAAGAUGAACGGCGAGCAUUGGUACCUGUACCUAACCGAACCCAACACCUUGCUCACACCUCCGGCCAGCCCUAAGGGUGAUGAGGAGGUCACGGAGACCAAGUUUCUCCAGAUCCCAGAAGGUGGUUUGCCUCAGGGAGGUGACGCCAAUGAUGAGACGCUUGAGGUGCUGAUGACCGACUUGGACGAAGAGAAUGCGAAGCAGUUCUAUCUUGAAAAUGCCACCGCUGUCGCUGAGAAGCGCUACCGCAACUUUGACAAGGAUAACAACGACCAUGUCGACGUGUUCAGCAACAACUCAGACAUGGAUCUGGAGGACACAGAUGGAACCCGCAUUUUGCCACCGGAACUGACCACGGAAGGCCACGCCUUGGGAACUGUUGUUUCCGAGUCUUGUGGUCUUUCGGAUGUUUAUUCUAAAGAGAAGUUCCCCGAGUCGCGCAUUGAUGCCUACCUGUUUACUCCCUGCGGCUUCUCUGCUAACGGCGUCAUCCCGACUCCGGACCCGAAGGCCAAUACCCACUACUUCACGGUGCAUGUGACGCCCGAGCCCCACUGCUCCUAUGCGUCCUUCGAGACCAAUGUUCCACAUUCGCAGAACGGCCAGACCACUGCAGGUAUUGUGAAGCAGGUGGUGAAUAUCUUCAAGCCGGGUCGCUUCACUGUGACUCUGUUUGAAAACAAGCCCAGUGAUACUGAGCUGAGCGGCAUCGGCGAGGCCAAGUACAUCGAACGACAGGCGGCCCGUCGGAAGUCUCAGAUGGAGCACAUCGAAGGAUAUCGUCGUGUGGAUCGCAUCGUUCACGAUUUGGAUGGUUAUGAUCUUGUCUUCCGCUACUAUGAGCGGCUUGACUGGAAAGGGGGGGCCCCUCGGCUCGGAGAAGAGCGCAUCUAG
Aspergillus pseudotamarii is the source of this 2757-nucleotide messenger RNA. Its product is annotated as S-adenosylmethionine decarboxylase. The transcript is spliced from 5 exons. NCBI's taxonomy places the organism in Eukaryota, Fungi, Ascomycota, Eurotiomycetes, Eurotiales, Aspergillaceae. Gene Ontology annotation, cellular component: SAGA complex; transcription factor TFIID complex; SLIK (SAGA-like) complex. Gene Ontology annotation, biological process: spermidine biosynthetic process; RNA polymerase II preinitiation complex assembly; spermine biosynthetic process. The coding region runs from base 1 to 2757 and encodes 918 amino acids. Gene Ontology annotation, molecular function: RNA polymerase II general transcription initiation factor activity; protein heterodimerization activity; transcription coactivator activity. The record is from RefSeq and is a predicted model, not a curated record.